AUGACGCUCGAUAGUGCGACGGACAAGGCGAAGAAACAGGUCCUUAACAUGAUGGUGUGCGGGCCUCUCGCUUGUUUCCUCAUGCAAUUUUCUAUAAGCUAUAAUCGCGAGACGGCGGCAAACCUUCUGGAGAGGCUGAAGGAAGAGCGUCAUCGGCUUCGUAUAUCUGUGGGCAUGGAUGUCGAGGACGACGUCGACGUGCUAGUAGAAGUCGUCAUGAUGGCCAAUGCAGCCCGUGGGGAAGAUCCGAUUUAG
Molecule: messenger RNA, 255 nt
Organism: Peronospora matthiolae
Lineage: Eukaryota; Oomycota; Peronosporomycetes; Peronosporales; Peronosporaceae
Source: the annotation of a GenBank genome assembly